This is a messenger RNA of Penicillium paradoxum, 3990 nucleotides long. RefSeq lists its product as uncharacterized. The transcript is spliced from 2 exons. Gene Ontology annotation, molecular function: ATP hydrolysis activity; protein binding. Lineage: Eukaryota; Fungi; Ascomycota; Eurotiomycetes; Eurotiales; Aspergillaceae. The record is from RefSeq and is a predicted model, not a curated record. The coding region runs from base 1 to 3990 and encodes 1329 amino acids.
AUGCACUCGGUCGGGUUGGAGCAGAGUCUCAAGAAAUACGAGUCCGACACCAACCACAGCCUGCGCACAGAUACAACAGCCCCGAAUUUCACAAAAGAUCUAGAGAGGUUCAAAGCAGAAGUACGCGAGGCAAACGCUGAGUUUCAUACUCAGCAAGGUGCAUCAAUAUGGCCUUCUAUAUCUCGCAUAUUGCAGCCAUUCGAUAGUCUGGGGGUAGCGACGAGCUCUGCCAUCUCACUUACCCCCUUUGCCCCAGCAGGCUUGAUUCUUGGUGCAACUCUACACUUGGUCAAGGUGGCAAAUCAAGCGAUCGAUGCGUACAGUGGAAUCGGUGACGUUCUUUCCGAUAUUGCCGGCGUGAUGGAUUGCUUGACCAUUCAUGGUGAAGCUAGAACCAUCAGACCAGAGGCGAGAGAGGUAAUUGAAAAUAUGAUGGGUGUGAUUAUAGAGAUCCUUGGUCUGGCAAGCAAAGUCAUUGGAGACACCAAGAAGAAGCGCCACAUUGCCAAGCAAUAUAUUCUACCGCCGUUAUUGAGCAAGGGAACUCCGAUUGAAAUGAAAAUGGAGGCAUUGAAAAAGAUGCAACAGCACCAAAAUAGCUUAUCUGUGGUUGUGAUGGGGAACGGACUUCAGGACCUUGCGAGUAAACUGAAUGAGGAUGAGCAGGAGAAACGGCUCGACAAAAUUCUUCAGGGGGAGCUGUUGGACACGAUGAAACGAAUUCAUUAUAGGAUCACAAGCUCCGCGAAGGACGGGAUCAAUGCAGAUUGGGUUGCCGAUGAGCCCGAGGUACAGCGUUGGAUAAGUCUCCAGCAGCGAGGCAGUAAGAGCGCUAUGAUCUGGCUCAAGAGCGAGCAAGGAACGGGGAAGACUUACGCUGCAUCCCACCUCAUACGGAGACUCUACAAAGAGGACCGCAGCAUCACGACCUACUUUUAUGUCCAACGCCACGAGAAAGGAGAUUACCUGGCGUCGUCCAUUUUGGCAUCCAUUGCAUUGCAGCUUCUCAAGAAGAGUGAAGGGUUCAGAAAGCUAGCUAUCGAGGUGCUGAGCGACACAAAACUGGAGCUAAACGCAGACACCCUGUGGAAAAAGCUAUUUGAGCCAUUUUCGAAAAGCCAUCGACGUUGGCGAACAUUCAUUGUCAUCGACGGUCUUGAUGCAGCUCCACCCCUAGAGCAGGACAUUCUACUGUCCAAGCUGAAAUCACUCCAAACGUCUAAUUUCAAAGGGAGACAUCUGUUUCAUGUUGCCAUCUUUGCCAGACCAACUUUGUCGUUAAGACACAACAUCUGGACCGCAAAACGCAGCGUCUUUCCCAUCCCUGAAGACAAAAUCCGGAAAGAUGUGGCCAAGUUCAUCGACAGUAAGCUAAAGCGAAUACCUCUGUUCGGAGAGUUAACAACGGAUGUUCAAAAUGAGACAAUUGAUCAUUUACGAAAGGACAUUAACACCGAUUUCUCGUUAGCUGAACUGGUUGUAACUGAGGCCCAGGCCUACACCACUCCCACUCAGUUACUCUCAUUUCUGAAACUUCCAGUCUCUCAAGAUAUUGCACAUCAUGUACGCGAAAUUUUGGAACUAGUUGAUGCCACCAUCUACACCAAACAAAACUGGAAAGCCACUUUGCAAUGGAUAGCGUGCGCAUACCGCAUGCUCACAGUCAAUGAGGUACUCUUCGUUCGCCAUGCCGAUCUCAAUGACAACACUCUUAAAUUGCCAGAAGAGGUCCCGUCGAAAGAUUUGGAAAUAGAGAACCAAAGAAUCUUCACUUUCACCUCUGAAUUUUCUGUCUCUCCUACCGAAUCAACUUUGGUUGAGCUCAGUAAUGGCUUUGUACGCGAUUAUCUGGUGCAAGAAGAUCAUAUCAGGCUGAGCGAUUUCGACAGUGAGUAUGCCGUUCACAAAAGCAGUGCCCAUGCAGCUAUUGCCGAAGUAUGCCUGCAGCGACUUCUCAAAGAUGAGCCCAAGCAUGCAAGGGCUACAAAUCCAGAUAUUAUCGCAUAUGCAGCGGACUAUGUCAUCGACCACUUCCGCGCUGUGAGGAGAGAUGCCGUUCUAGAAUCCAGGAAGAAGAGAGGCCUGGCGAGACAAAUUCGGCAACUUCUCGAGACUCCCUCGGCUAUUCGGCGCUGGUACAACUCGAUAUCCAAAGGAAGACUCCUAGACAUAAUUAAACUGCUGCUCGCUGACGAUGAGGUGCUGGAGAGAAUCAAACAAUGGGAGCACCCAGAGUCGAAUAUUUCCCCUCGCACUUUAUACGCAACUUUCGCUCGGUUUUGUAAGCAAGAAUGGACUCAAGGUUCAAACAUGAACACUGAGUUUGAGAUUUUGUUUCUAUACCGUUAUAACCGAUUGGAAGAUCUACCGAGCUCCGUUCGAACCGAUAGAUUACCAACUGGAAUUGCCGGACUCAGCAGCGACGAGGUCAUGUAUCUAGCCAGCAACGCCGUGAGCGAAGGGGAUACCGAACCAACUCAAAAUUCCAACUGGCAUGUGCGUGUCGCAACCGUUUUGAUGGACGCGAAACACGUAAACGAAGCUCGGGUGCAUUUUAGUAAUGCUGAAGCAAAGGAUCCAGCCAACUGGAUGGCCAAGAACGGACUGGCCUUAGCUUUUGCGGCCGAUGGUGAUACCCGGAAUGCUAUCAAAAAGGCAUCGGAGGCGCUGGAAUGUGACCCCAAGCCAGAUACGACAUGUCAGAGUAACAUCUACUUCAAUCUGUAUGGUUGGCAGAUGGUGCGUGGAAGGAGCUCUGACGCUAUCAACUCUGCGAAACAAGCGCAUGAGCUUGACCCACUAGAUUUCGAAAAAAUGGCAACCUACUUUUCAGCCCUCGGGAGGGCAAGGAAGUGGAACACGCUUUGGAAGCUUUGUGAAAACCUUCACAGUUCAAAGUCAAGGCCCAGUGACUUGGUAAAGCUAUUGCUGGGCUGGGAAGAGGGGCAUGAUAUGUUCACCCAGAUGGCUGGAACUGAUGAGAACUGCCGCCGUUUCCCUGAAAAGGUUUUCCAUUCCUUGGUUCAGACAGCAAAACAAGAAGAUGAUGUCCCGGGGUCGGUUUGGGAGGAGUUUCAACGAGGACUGUUCUUUUCCCGCCAUGCACCUAGUGGCGAAGAACAUUUGCGUAUCUGGGAAGCACUAUCCCCUCAGCCUGAAUCCGAAGGUACAGAUCGCUACGCUCAGCAGCUUCAAUGUCGAGGUCUUUCCGAUGUCUACUACCAAAAUGCGGUCCAAUCAAAGUCCAAACGGGACACACAGAAGUGGGUCGCAAAGCUCGAGACUUUAGCUGGAGUACCAAGCGGGUCCUCCACUCCCAACAGAAACAUGGAAGACAGAGCAGAGGCAGCCAUGAUGCUCGGUCGUUGGAGACGCAAACGAGAAAGCGUCAAACGCAAUGAAUUUAAACCGCUCUUCCGACCACAAAUCUGCCAGGGGAUCCAAAUUCUUGAAGAUGAUGAUCCACUGAACGAUUCAGAUGGGUAUGCGAUUCUUGCAAGAGCUCUUCUCCUUGCAGGGGAUCAGGCCGACGCGUUGAGAGUCUUUGCGGCAGGACUUCUUCCACUAAGGACUAGAAUACAAUGGACCGAGGAAAAUAAUGAUGCGAUAGAUUCCCAAGUUCGUCAGACUAUCGAAUCCGUGCCAAUACCAUUCCACUGUCACGGUCAACUAGGCUGUGAACCGGAUAAGUGGCUCGCCUUCUACGUAUGCAGGGACUGCCUGGACAAAUCGUACUGUGUGACAUGUCUGACAGGGAGCUCCAAGCGGGUCUGCGACCCAUCCCAUGGCAUGGUCCAAGUUUAUCUCAAGGGACGGGUUACCGGCGAGCCUAUGGCUAAAUUGCGAGGAAGUUUGCUGGAGGUUGACAAGAAGUGGUUGAAGAGGUUGAAAGAGAAGUGGGAUAUCACGGAUGACACGAAACCUACCAGUUCGUUUCCCACUCCUAACAUCAUUCUGAAUAGUCAGCAAAGAAGAAAAUCCGUCCGCUGA